Molecule: messenger RNA, 483 nt
Organism: Rotaria sp. Silwood1
Lineage: Eukaryota; Metazoa; Rotifera; Eurotatoria; Philodinida; Philodinidae
Source: the annotation of a GenBank genome assembly
AUGUCUGAUGGAUUACGACAACAACUACAUGCUGAACGAGUCGAUUCAGAUGUGUUUAAAGAAAUUGUUAACAUGCUAUUCCAUUUUGAUGUAUUACCAUCAACUGAUAUACCAGUUUUAAUUGGUUGGUUAGUUGGUCCAGCUGCAGUUAUGAUAGAAAAUCUUAGUGAACAAUUAGUUGGUCAAAUUUGUCAUGAGGUUCUUUGCCAUUGUAUGAAUAUCGCUCAAGAGACAUAUCAACCAGUUAGAGUACUUAAAAGUGAAUGGCAUAAUAAUAAAUAUAUUCGAGGUUCUUAUUCUUACGCAUCGAUUAAAUCAAAUAAAUAUGAUCGAAGACAAUUGCGAGCAUCGUAUGCACCAGACGGGAUUCGAAGAAUUCUGUUUGCUGGUGAAGCAACACAUGAAUAUUAUUAUUCAACUGUGAACGCUGCAUUGGAAACUGGCAUUCAAGCUGCUAAUAAAGUUUUAUCAGUCAUCGAUUAA